This is a messenger RNA of Zonotrichia albicollis (white-throated sparrow), 789 nucleotides long. The record is from RefSeq and is a predicted model, not a curated record. Lineage: Eukaryota; Metazoa; Chordata; Aves; Passeriformes; Passerellidae.
ACGGCCACCAGCUACAUCCUCUCGAGGAGCCAAGUGUACAUCUUUGAUAACACCACGGCCUGGGUGGAGGCACGAUGGGGGAACCAGGUCCGCAGGACCCCCAACCACACCCUGCACCUCAACGGGGCUGUCAAACUGGAUCCACUCACUGGGAUGUCCUUCUCCGAGAGCAGUGGCCAGCUGAGGGUGAGGGUGCCACAGCCACAGUGUGACAGCCUGAAGCAGCCACCACAGCACGAGGCUCGCUUCUGGAGGGUGGGAGACAGCGGCUGGACACAGGUGACAUGUGAGACAGUGCUGGUGACAACUAAAGAAAACUCAGUGACCUGUGCCCUGGGGGUCAAUGGCACCUUCGUGGUCCAGCUCCGGCACAAGCCUCCCCACUGGAGCAGCCCCUGGAGCGACUGGAGCAGCAACAUCUCUGAGGCAAUCCUGAGGAGGCCGGUGCUGAGCCAUCAGCUGGGCAAGCUGGGCACAGACGGGCAGCGGGCGCUGAGGCUGAGCUGGCAGCCAGUCCUCAUGGAGCACAAGGACGUCACCUACAAGCUGGACAUCACCAUGGUGGGGUGUGGCUGUGCAGAGUCCAUUGAGGAGGGCUCAGUGAAGCUGGGCAGGGAGGUGACAGAGCACAACCUCACCCUCUCCGGGGCCGAGUACCAGAUCCUGCUGAGCGCCAGCAACGCCGCGGGGCACGGGCCAGCACGGCAGCUCCGUGUGCCGGCAGGGCAGAGUGCAGGUACAGCGAUGCUGAGCUCCCCCGGCUGCCCUCAGGGCACUGUUUGUUCUUAA